GUGAGUUGUUUUGCGACCUCACAGGUGUCCAAGCAAGUCAGGCAGAGGUGGAGGUUCGGUGUGUCACCUUCCUCCACCACAGUGCGGGCAGAAGCAGCGCCUGCAGCGAGGCUCUUGGGCGAGGUAUAGCUUCCAAUGGAACGCAAGAAAUGGAACUUGUCUCUGCAUGCGAGAGAGCUGCAACUGUGCAGUCUACAACAGAUGCUGUAGCCUCUCACGAGACGCAGUGCAAGAGCGUGAAGGCUCGACGGCUGGCAGCCAUGACCUGGUUGGUGACCUACCAGGUCUUGAUUAGUUUCGAGCCCUUCUCCGUGAGCCGCGUGGUGGUCGACUCGGCGCUUCGCCCAAGCUGUGAGCAUGGUUCGAUUCUGGCAAUGCUUGGAACGGAGGAGACCUUGUUAGUGUGCCAGGGCUGCUCGAGUGGAGUGGAGCCCUCGACGGCAACGCGAUGGACCUACCUCUGCAGCCUGGAGUACUUUGGCAACGUGCCACAGCCGCGAGUGAGUGCCGGCAGUACCAGCAUCGAGGUGCCGGUGGACCAUCCGCUUGGUAAUUUCACCCACCUGGCGAUCUUCACACAAAGUGUCGUGGCCAGCGUGUCCUCGGUGGCUUUCCCAGAUGAGGAUCUGGAUGCUGCAGAAAUUGGCGGCAAAAUCCGAUGGGUGGCUACGGCGGCAAAAUCUGAACGAGUCUUGUGA
This is a messenger RNA of Symbiodinium necroappetens, 698 nucleotides long. Lineage: Eukaryota; Dinophyceae; Suessiales; Symbiodiniaceae. The record is from the annotation of a GenBank genome assembly.